GUUUGAAAUACCUUGUUGCUGGUUCACGCGUAUUUGCAGGCAUAACAGGCAAGAGGCAGAGAGAGAGAGAGUUGGCACAAGAGUAGGAAAAGAGAGAGAGAGAGAGAGAGCAGUGUGUGGGUCUCCUGGGGAGAAGCACACAGUCAAUAUCCAGGUCUCCAGUAAACAUCUAUGAGCCUCCAUCUAUAAAGCUGCUGUGCUACUGCAUGGGAGCAAGGAGCAAGGGCAAAAAUAUCUGCUUCAAUUCCAGUUUCAUUAUCAGUCUGGUCGAGGACAAACAGCAGCAGAUCUCCAGCAUUGGACAGUAGCUAGUUGCAGCGAGAGCAGCUUGUUAGGAGGUCUUUUUCUUUAGAUGCUGGAAAGUCGACACAAAGUGAACAGAGAUCAAUCAACUGAACAGAAAAUGACAGCUGCAGCAGGUCAGGAACUUGACGAGCUGUGUUACCUGUCGGCGCAGUCCAUGUCGACCCUGAAGGUCUCCAACCACUUCCAGGUGGUAAAACUCCUGGGAGAAGGAUCCUAUGGAAAGGUCAUGUUGGCCGUACAUAGAAAGAGAGGAACCCCGAUGGCUCUGAAGUUCUUCCCUCGUGAGUCUACCUCUCUCACCUCUUUCCUGCGUGAAUACAAUCUCUCCCUUUCUUACUGCACCCAUCCUUCUCUGACACGGGCGCUUGGCAUCUUCUUUUCCACACCUACCUACUAUGUCUUUGCCCAGCAAGCUGGUCUCUAUGGUGACCUCUACAACGUAAUAGUGUCAGAGGACGGGGUGGAUGAAGAAUGUGUCCAGAGGGUGAUGUCCCAACUGAGCGGUGCUGUUAUGCACCUCCACUCUCUGGGCUUCGUGCACCGUGACAUUAAACCUGAGAAUAUCUUCCUGUGUGACAGUUCCUGUCGCUGGGUCAAGCUGGGUGACUUUGGUCUCACCCGGGCCAUCGGCUACACUGUUCGCGGCGUCUGGUAUGACUCGCCCUUCUGUACUCCCGAGGUGGAGCCUGCCAAGGAGGCUCAGAAGGAGAGGGAGAGGAGGGAGUGUGAAGGAACUGAGGAGGAGAUGGAAGACCUUUGGAUAACAGUGGAGCCCUCUAUUGACAGCUGGGCCCUUGGUGUACUCAUCUACUGCCUAUUAACUGGCUGCUUCCCCUGGGAGGAGAGCACCCAUGAUGACCAUGGCUACAGAAGAUACAAGCAGUGGUUUGACCAGGAGGAGAAGAUCAGGGGAGGCGAGUGGAGGGGUGAGGAGGACAUUGACAGUUACACAAUCAUGAAGGCAAACCACAGUGACAACCCUCCGCCUUCCCAGUUUGAGGGCCUCAGCCCAUUUGUGAUGACUCUUUUCCGCGAGCUGCUCCACCCGCAGCCCAAGCAGCGUGGAAGCCCAGAGGAGAUCCUGAGUUACCUGGGAGGGCCAUGGCUGAUGGAGACAGCGAUAGAGGAGAAGAGGAAAGCAGAGGAGGCAGAGAAGGAGGCCAGAAAAAUAAGAGAGGGAGGAGGAGUAGGAGAGGAGCUGGUGAGGGAAGGAAGGGGGGAGAGAUAAACUUUGUCUGUAUAAAAUGAUUCAUAUUCAUGGAAUUGUUUUGAUAGUUUUUCGAUGAAUGUUUGACGUUGAAAAAAAAGCUGCAAUAUCUUUUUUAUGUAUGCUUAUAGAUAUGAAUGUAUACAGUACGAGGUGCUGUAUUUUUAAUAUUUUUGUAAAUAUUCUUACUAGAGUUAUCACUUCUAUUGUUGUAUAAAUUCCAGUAUGUAUAUGUGUGUCUUAAUAAGAAGAGUCUAGAUAAAACAAGAAAAGUUUGAUGUCUGAAAGCUUGAGUUGUAUUACAAUGCCUGUAAAAAAAAUUGUAUUGGAGUUGUUGUCUUAAUAAAAUAAAGCUCUUGUAAUUAAAUUAAA
Molecule: messenger RNA, 1885 nt
Organism: Thunnus maccoyii (southern bluefin tuna)
Lineage: Eukaryota; Metazoa; Chordata; Actinopteri; Scombriformes; Scombridae
Gene: sbk3
Product: SH3 domain binding kinase family, member 3
Exons: 4
Coding region: 353-1534 (393 amino acids)
Biological process (GO): peptidyl-serine phosphorylation; peptidyl-threonine phosphorylation
Molecular function (GO): ATP binding; protein serine/threonine kinase activity
Source: RefSeq, a predicted model, not a curated record